This is a messenger RNA of Trypanosoma grayi, 579 nucleotides long. Its product is annotated as adenylyl cyclase. The transcript has a single exon. The record is from RefSeq and is a predicted model, not a curated record. NCBI's taxonomy places the organism in Eukaryota, Euglenozoa, Kinetoplastea, Trypanosomatida, Trypanosomatidae. The coding region runs from base 1 to 579 and encodes 192 amino acids.
AUGUACCAGCUGAACGCUGUGCCCGGGCGCACCUUCGCGGCUCUUCGGGUUGGUGUGGAGCAUGGUAUGGAGGAUAUCCUUGAGGACAAUUUUGAUGUGUACAGUGAAUUCUCGCGUGGCACUCGUUUGUCCCCGGAUGAGAUGAUUAUCUCUGUGUUGGAUGGUAUUUUCAGUCCUUUUAGUCCAUGCCAGCGUGCUGAUGCUCUUGUCGCACUGUCUAGACGAUGGGGUUUGCGUGUGCCUGGAAGGGGUGAUAAGUCGUAUGAGGAUUACUGUUCCAGUAUUAUAAAAUGCCUGUCUUUGCGUGUGAGCCCUGUCGUCGCCAGGAGAUCGGGUGCACCAAUGGAGGGUUCAAGUCGUGUUAUGGCGUCUUCUGCGUCUGUCCGUUUCUCUUGUGAUGCCUCACCGAGGAGGUUGUCUGCUCGUUCUUUAUUGUCACAGGGUGUUGGCUCAUUAAAUUAUGAUCUGCCUCCCACGGUAGUGGCGUCAUCACGUGUGAACACAUCAGCAGUGCCUCUGCCCGAGCAGUUAGGUGGGUCUUGCGAAGGUAGUUCAGAUGUGCACCUUUCCUCGCUGUAA